This is a messenger RNA of Neocloeon triangulifer, 1718 nucleotides long. RefSeq names its product 26S proteasome non-ATPase regulatory subunit 11 (gene Rpn6). Bases 64 to 1329 code for a protein of 421 amino acids. Gene Ontology annotation, molecular function: protein binding; structural molecule activity. The transcript has 9 exons. Gene Ontology annotation, cellular component: proteasome regulatory particle, lid subcomplex. The record is from RefSeq and is a predicted model, not a curated record. Lineage: Eukaryota; Metazoa; Arthropoda; Insecta; Ephemeroptera; Baetidae. Gene Ontology annotation, biological process: ubiquitin-dependent protein catabolic process.
CUCUGAUGACGGCAAAACGUGAGAUCGCGGCCAGUCGAGAGUCGAGACCCGUCUGCUUCCAAAAUGGCUACUGCACUGUUGCUAGAACGCGCCGAGGCGAUUUCUUCGAUAGAUACUGAGAAAGGAAUUAGCAUAUACAAAGAAAUCGUUUGGAAACUUGAUCCAGAUGCAAUUGACGAGGAAUCAAUUCGAAUUAAGGAGCAAGGCAUUAUGCAAUUGGGAGAGCUAUUCAAGAAGGAGAAGAAAGCUAAAGAACUUGGAGAGCUGAUCAAGGCAACACGGCCUUUCCUCAGUCUCAUCAGCAAAGCUAAGGCUGCUAAACUUGUUCGCUCCCUAGUGGACAUGUUCUUGGACCUUGAAGCCGGGAUCGGCAUCGAAGUUCCUUUGUGUUUGGAAUGCAUUGAUUGGGCAAAACAGGAAAAGAGGACCUUCCUCAGACAGUCCCUAGAAGCCAGAUUAGUAGCUUUGUAUUUUGACACCAAAAUGUACACAGACGCCCUGCACCUUGGUUCCACUCUGCUGAAAGAGCUCAAAAAAUUGGAUGACAAAAAUCUGUUGGUCGAGGUUCAACUGCUGGAGAGCAAGACAUAUCAUGCCCUGAGCAAUCUGCCCAAGGCACGUGCUGCUCUUACUUCAGCCAGAACAACGGCCAACUCCAUCUACUGCCCUCCUAAAAUGCAAGCGUCUCUGGACCUUCAGUCAGGAAUAUUGCAUGCUGCGGAUGAGCGAGACUUCAAAACUGCAUACUCGUAUUUCUACGAAGCGUUUGAAGGUUACGAUACCGGCGAGAGCAGCAGAGCCCUCACUGCCCUCAAGUACAUGCUUCUCUCCAAAAUCAUGCUCAACACGCCAGAUGACGUGCAGAACAUUGUCAGUGGAAAGCUUGCCCUCAAGUAUGCAGGCAGGGACAUCGAGGCAAUGAAAAUGGUGGCAAUGGCCAGCCACAAGAGGUCCCUGGCCGACUUCAAAUCGGCUCUUGAACUUUACGGACCAGAACUGAAAAAUGACCCAAUCGUCAGGGCACAUCUUGACACUCUGUACGACACCAUGCUUGAGCAGAACCUGUGUAGAAUCAUUGAACCAUACUCUAGAGUUCAGGUGGAUUACAUAUCCAAAACCAUUGAUCUUCCCAUGCUACAAGUGGAAAAGAAGUUGUCGCAAAUGAUCCUCGAUAAGAAAUUCCACGGAAUUUUGGAUCAAGGCGAGGGUGUGUUAGUAGUAUUUGAGGAGACGCCCACUGACAAGACGUUUGAGUCAUCCCUGGAGACGAUCCACAGCAUGGGCAAAGUUGUUGACACACUUUAUCACAAAGCGAAAAAACUAUCAUAAUAAAUUACACUGAUAAGCAACCCAGUUCUAGUAUGAAAAAUCGGAAUUUCAUUUGAAAAGAUGAGGUUGUUUUUUAUGCCUCAAAUCGCAACUUGUGAACUAUUAGCUUUUCCCAACCAAUUAUAAUUAUAGCCAGACACAAAAUAUUUCUGUACAUAACAAUUUUUCUUCUCUAGCCAUAAUAGUGUUUCAUCGAAUAAUGGAAAAGCUCGUAUUGAGACCAGCUGCUGGAAAAGUCUGGAUUUCUGGGGUCUGUUUAACCUCCUGAAGUUGUGCUUGGAUGUUAACAAUGAGACUGCAAUUUACUAUAAUGUGCACUUUGAAUUAACUCAGUUUUUAGUCUGCUUAAAAAAAUUUGUUAACAAUAAAUUUUGAUUUUUUGAAGGAAA